CCUCCACGUCUUCUAGGACCUCAUCAUGUACGGGGCGAGGACCCUCUAGGCCGUCGAUGGCUAUAUGCUGGUCUAUCUCGCAUGUCAUCCGCUACUGGACUCGGUGUGUACACGGAUGCAUUUGAUCGGAUGUCUGAGGACCAGAUUACAUGGAUUCCGUUUACACCUGAGAUGUUAGCAGAGUUGCCCCCAGCUGGACGAGAGCAUACUCACAUAUGGCGAGCACGUGUGCCGUUGAUAUAUUUUGACAUUGUUGAGCUUCAUUUGCCUGAUAGAGUCUUGAGACAGUUUGGGUUUGAGCAGGUGGUUCCACGGCCUAUCGACACUUAUGUUGAGCUGCAUAGGCUAGAUAGGCGUGGGAAGCAUACAGAGGAUUGGGCACUCAGACAUGUCCGAUAUGUGACUAUGUGGGAAACGAGAGCUGAGCUAGUUGUGGCCGGGACACCGACAUAUGUGCCAUCUGUUUCAGGAGACUACAUGGGAUGGUAUUACAGCAUCACUCGUUUGUUUGUGUCUCCUUCGUUCAGACUCCCUACUCAUCAUUAUCAGCCUAGUUCCUUAGCUUUGCAUCUUACGACACGAGCUUUGCAGCGCAUACAUCAGCGGGCUACUGCCACAGUG
Molecule: messenger RNA, 621 nt
Organism: Cuscuta epithymum
Lineage: Eukaryota; Viridiplantae; Streptophyta; Magnoliopsida; Solanales; Convolvulaceae
Source: the annotation of a GenBank genome assembly